AAAUUUGAAUCGUUGGUGCUGUUUAAGGCUGGGGCACUAUGAGAGAUCUGAUUUUCGAACCGAAUUUUUUUUGUACGCGUUUUUAAAUGUAUAACAUUUGGCAGUGAAAACUGCGUUUGAGUGUAAUUUUUGAUUUGAAAAAAAUUGAUUUUGAUUUUGUAGCAAGUGCUGUAAAAAUGCCAAGAGGAAGAGGUAAGCUUUUCUACUAAUCUUUAAUUUUAAAUUUCAUUUUAAUUUUUAGUUCUGCGAGUGGAAACGCUGUGGAGCCUAAUCCAGGCCCGUCCGUAGAACAAUCGCGGUAAGAUUCAACAUAAUUACCCUUUAUUAUAUUAAAUUGUUCAAACAGAAUUCAUUCAUUGGAUUUCUGUUUUCAGUCCAAAUUCCUUGCUGGAGCAACUAAAUACUCUCAAAGUGACGAGGGCUUUGGACCCUAAAAAUCUGGUCAAGUUGUCUCUGUUUAAAAAAAACACCUUGCGGAGCUCAUGCAAAAAAGACAAGUAGACAACUUUAGGAUGUCUGAUGCUCCAGAGCCAAAAAAAGUAAAGGGAAAAGGAAAAGACAGGGAAGAAGACACGCAAGUCUGGGGCUCAUGCCCACUUUUACCGGGGGUACCGACUGUACCUCCCCAACAUGUACCUCAGCCGUGGGAGCUACAACGUUCACACGAUAAUUGUGUGGGUGAGUUACAACGUUCGCAUCUCUGUCUAUAUUACUCUAUAUAUUUUCAAAAAGAUUGUUUUUUAUGUAUUAUAUAUCCUCGUUUUUAUACUCCAGAUAUCAAAAAGGAGGAGGAGGAGGACGAUGAUGUUAUGGAGGGCACAACUCCCGACUUCAUGAUCCCGCUGCGACUGCUUGCCCAGGCGGUGCAGUCUGCUGGCACGCCUGCACGGACCGCUCAAGAACCUGUCAUGGGUACAAUUAACAGUUCCUACUAUAGAGUUACAACGUUCGCAUCUCUAUCUAUAUAUUUUCAAAAACAUUGUUUUUUAUGUAUUAUAUAUCCUCGUUUUUAUAAUCCAGAAAUCACGAAGGAGGAAGAGGAGGACGAUUAUGUUAUUGAGGGCACAACUCCCGACUUCAUGAUUCCUCAGCCACCGCUUACCCAGGCGGUGCAGUCUGCUGACAUGCCUGCACGGACCGCUCAAGAACCUGUCAUGGAAAUCACGAAGGAGGAGGAGGAGGACGAUGAUGUUAUGGAGGGCACAACUCCCGACUUCAUGAUCCCGCUGCGACUGCUUGCCCAGACGGUGCAGUCUGCUGACACGCCUGCACAAACCGCUCAAGAACCUAUCAUGGGUAAGAUUAACAGUUCCUACUAUAGAGUUACAACGUUCGCAUCUCUAUCUAUAUAUUUUCAAAAACAUUGUUUUUUAUGUAUUAUAUAUCCUUGUUUUUAUAAUCCAGAAAUCACGAAGGAGGAAGAGGAGGACGAUUAUGUUAUUGAGGGCACAACUCCCGACUUCAUGAUCCCACAGCCACCGCUUGCCCAGGCGGUGCAGUCUGCUGGCACGCCUGCACGAACCGCUGAAGAACCUGUCAUGGCUCCUACUACUUCAACAACGGCAUCCGGCUUUGGGAGGAGCGCUUACGAGUUUGAUGUCGAAGUACAUAUCAAGCGCGACUUCAAAGAGCCUGGCGAAGGCAGCGAGGUUGAACUUGAAGAAGAUCCUGUCGAUAUUACCUUGAAGCCAAGGAAAGUCGACGAAUAUCCAGUGGACAGUGAGAGCUUAGCGGCCCCGUCGCUAGUUGAGGCAAUAAAUAGUAUUGAUGCUGAAGCCGACUUAGCCCUUCGGACCGUCUUAGAUCCCGGACCCGAUCAAGACUUGCUCAGCUUCGAUUGGCGAUGCGAUGCGGAGAAUUUCGAGGGAGUCAGGGAAGUUUUUACUGUUCCGUCUACUGGCCCAACUUUUAAAUGCGCGGAACUAACUCCCUUGGGAGUCUUUCUGAAAAUUUGGGAUGCCGAUAUUAUCGCCCACAUAGUCCGCGAGACCAAUCGGUAUGGUGGUGAAAUGUUAAGGCGUAAUGAGAAGCCCAACUCCAGGCUGAAACGGUGGCAGGACGUUACCGAUGACGACAUAAAAAAGUUUUUCGCUAUUAUCAUGUUGCAGUCGCUGGUAACAAACAAUGUGGAGCGAGAAUAUUGGUAUCCCAAAUUAGAUGAACUCCGAAUUGGGAAUUUCGGUGACAUCAUGCCCUACAACCGGUUUUUGAUAAUCAAACGUUGUCUACAUUUUGUAAACAACGCGUCCUUGCCCGUGCCUUCCAACAGACUCGACAAAAUUAUGCCCGUCAUUGAGCACCUAAAUGAAAAAUUUAGCUCCCUAUACAUACUUGAGCAAAACGUGGCAAUUGACGAGUCACUCCUUUUAUGGAAGGGGCGACUCACAUUUUCGCAAAAAAUUGCCACAAAAAAAGCGAGAGUAGGUAUAAAAAGCUACGAGUUGUACGAGUCGAGGACCGGCUAUUUGUGGAGGAUGGAGGUUUACUCGGGCAAGGGACACAUUCAUGUUGCGCAGGUGGGGGUGCAAGAACCGGUUGAAGAGCAUGAGGAAGGGGAUGAGCCAGAGAGUGCUACUUCUAAGAUUGUGCUCACUUUGAUGAGACCUUUAUUUAAUAGAGGCCAUACACUCGUUAUGGACAAUUUUUAUAACGCGCCACUUCUAUCUCGGAUCCUCAAAGUGAAGCACAAAACAGAUUCGAUGGGCGCUCUCCGACUCAUCAGGGAGUUUGUUCCAGAAGGCUUAAGAGAAAAGGCAAAAAAAAACAUGAAAGCGGGAGAGGUGGCUUUCAGCACGACCAAAGACUUGAGUGUAGAAGUGUGGAUGGACAAAAACGUAGUUGCAAUGAUCUCCACAUUCCACCAAGUAAAAAUCGGCGGAAUUGAAAAAUAUGGGUACUAUAGAUACAAACCCCAAGUAGUACUCGACUACAACCUCUCUAUGGAUGGCUUAAACCAUAAAGAUCAAAUGCUGCAAGCCUACCCUAUGGAGAAAGUGAGAAAAAUCAUCUGGUACAAAAAACUCUUCCGCCGAUUGGUCAAUGUGUCAAUACAUAAUUCCUUUGUUUUGUUCAACCACAACCGCACUCAAGUCAUUGGAAAUCGUGAGUUUCGGCUGCAGUUGGUGAAGGAGCUACUGCAAGUGUGUGGACCUAGGGCAAUUCCUCGGCCAAUAGAACCAGUGGCACCAGCCGCACCAUCGCAGAUGCAUUUGCCUGUAAAAAAUGAGCGAUCGCAGCGCUGUAAGAUGUGUCACGCAGCCAAAGUGCGUCGUACGACGGUGUGGAGGUGCAGCACCUGCGCAGUGAACUUGUGCAUCGAAGGCUGCUACAUUGAGUACCAUAAAUAGAGGAAUUGACCCUCUGUCACCCACCACACACAGCAGUAGGCAGCGUCUUGCCUCUGCC
Bombyx mandarina (wild silkworm) is the source of this 3405-nucleotide messenger RNA. RefSeq lists its product as uncharacterized. The record is from RefSeq and is a predicted model, not a curated record. Lineage: Eukaryota; Metazoa; Arthropoda; Insecta; Lepidoptera; Bombycidae.